AUGUCCCUAAUUGAACUGGAAGCACGCAGUAACCACACCCGUAUGCGUGAACUGAUGUCACGUAUACAAGGUUUGAUGUCACCAUUGAAACGUCGAAUGCACGGCCUACGAACAUUUAGCCCACCGGAUAAUGGAAAUUGUGGUCAAGGACAGCAGUUUACUCGCUGCGUCUGCGAUGCAACUUGCACCGAAAGCAAAGUACAGGACUUUCGCAGUAGCGACUCCAAUGGUAAAAUCAUAUUUUUGACUGUUGCUUUAGGUUCCACAAAAAGCAUUGCUAAGGUUCAACCUCUUGCAAGAGGAGUAAAGACAGACACGAAAAGCGUACGGAAAUUAGGUGGCAUCAAAAAAUCACGACAGCUCUCUGUGUCGAAACGAAUAAGGCAGAAAUUUGGUUCUAAGAAGACCAAAGAAGUUGCAAAAACUGACAAAGGUAGCAAAGGACCAAUACCUCCAGUUUCUGCUCAGCACGUUUCUAAGACCAAGACCGCACAGUCGCAGAAAUCGAAGAAAGCAUCUAAGGAUGGAAAAACUGGCCCAUUACCUCCAUCAGCAGCUCCACACAAAUUAAAGCCUAAAAAAAGAGGACCUCCAGCGGCUCGACCACUACAUUUCGGACCGCCAGGGAUCACUCCUGUAGUGUUUUUCAGAACACGACGAAUAGCGAGAAAGGAACGGGUACUGAAGCAUUUGAAGCUUCGCACAAAGAGACGACGUGUUCUAUGA
Messenger RNA from Necator americanus (New World hookworm), 726 nucleotides. RefSeq lists its product as uncharacterized. The record is from RefSeq and is a predicted model, not a curated record. The transcript has 6 exons. The coding region runs from base 1 to 726 and encodes 241 amino acids. NCBI's taxonomy places the organism in Eukaryota, Metazoa, Nematoda, Chromadorea, Rhabditida, Ancylostomatidae.